Molecule: messenger RNA, 10267 nt
Organism: Papilio xuthus (Asian swallowtail)
Lineage: Eukaryota; Metazoa; Arthropoda; Insecta; Lepidoptera; Papilionidae
Gene: Rbcn-3A
Product: rabconnectin-3 alpha
Exons: 62
Coding region: 179-9787 (3202 amino acids)
Biological process (GO): vacuolar acidification
Cellular component (GO): RAVE complex
Molecular function (GO): protein binding
Source: RefSeq, a predicted model, not a curated record
UUCAAUGUGUGGUGUCAUAGUGAAAUAUUCGUGAUAUUAGUUCUUACUGACAAAUCACAAAAGUAUUUUAAAAUGCUGGAAAUUUUCUGUUUUAGUUAUGUGUUUUUUCAUUAAAAAAAUGUUAGUGUUGUGCUGUUCAUUAGAAGAAGUAUAGCAAAGAAACUUAUAAAUCCUCACAAUGAACUGUCACCAAGUAUUAAGUGGUGCCUGUAAUUCAGGAGAUCAAUGUUUUGCUGUUGGUUCAGUUGAAGGAAUACCUUUUACCGCAUAUGCUGCAGGAUGUAACAUAGUAAUACUAGCAUCAAACUUUGAAAGAGUACAGAUUAUUCCUGGUGCCAUACAUGGAUACAUACGCAUUAGUUCCUUAGACUGUAGUACUGAUACAGGAAAAAUUGCUGCUGCAUACGGUGCAGAGGUGUGCAUCUUUGAACCUACACCACUAAUACAUACUGCAGGAACAACACAUGGUCUAGAAUACAGAUGGGUGCAGACCGGCAAGUUGGUGGCAGACGGGCCGAUCACCGCGUUGUCCUGGAACCUGGAGGGCACGCGGCUCCUCACCGGCGGCAAAGUCUUACAGCUGUGGCAUCAGGCGUCUUUGUACCAGGAUGACAGCCAACCCAGUUCCGGUGUCACAUUCCAAAUCGGCGGAGAUAAGGAGGACAAACCCAAGCAGCCGGAGGAAGAUGAGCCUGGAUGGAUUUGUGUAUGGCAGUGCCACACGGCGACGCCCGCGCACCACCUCGCUUUCUCCCCAGACGGCGUGCUCUUCGCAACGUCCGGCAUGAACGAUAGGCUUGUUAAGAUUUGGCAUCAAAACAAAGUUCUGGUACAGGCGCACGGCGAGCAUUCGGGAACUGAACUAAACUAUACGUUCAUCUAUGUGGCACACCCGCGCGCUGUCACGCAUUUGUCAUGGCGGAAGACCAGCAAAUAUAUGCCCAAGGGCAGUGUGGGCAACGUGCUGGUGACGUCAUGCGUGGACAACAUCUGCCGCGUGUGGGCGGAGACUCUGCUGCCGGAGGACGAGUGGGGCGGGGGCUCCGCGGCCUCGCGCUCGCCGCCGCGCCGCCAGCGCGCCACGCACCGACACAAGCACCGCUUUAUGCAACGACUCAAGCACAUGAAAACGUGCUUCCACAUCCGUCGGAACGCGCAGUCAUCGAAGCAGCCGGGCGCGCCCAUCCCCACGCUGCCCUCCACAUACAGCGCCCACGACUUUCACAACUCCUUCCAAGCCAGCUCUUACACAGGCGGUCUUCACUUCCAUUUGGCGGCGUCUAUAAACGCGGAGACUGACAUCCCGCUGGUGCCCUCGCUGGCGGGCGGCGGACGGUUCAUCCUGCACUGGCUGCACAACAAGGAGAUGCACUUCACCAGCCAAGCUGAGGCUAUACUACAUGAUCUCACUAAAAAAGUUUUAGAUAAAGAAGAAAACGAGGAAGGUAUGGAUCACAACACACAUCCGGACGGAGAGAAUGAAUCAAGUAGCGGCAACCACAGUCACCCGAGUCUGUCCAAUACUACGUCCAUCAACUCGAUAGCUACGGAUGUGACGUGCACGCAUUUACCUGACUCUCUCGACGCCAAGAUAGAAGGGCUGCUUCGCGAUUGGCAUCAGAGUCCAGAUCUACUCUUCUCAAUACAUCCUGUGGAUGGCAGCUUUCUUAUAUGGGUGUGCGAGUGGCUGGACGAGGUGCAGGCGGGUGCUAUCCGUCAGGCGCAGGUGUCGUUCUCUGCGCGCAUCCCCAGCGCCUUCCCGCUCGGGGACGCGACCACCAUGUGCACGCCCGCCGCUCUGUACCACGCCGCCGCGCAGCCGCUCCACGUGCGACACCGCACCAAGCCUGUAGCACCAAAUCAAAACCAACCGGAAACUGUGACGACUCCAUUAGCCAGUGUACAGGAAGAGAAAGAUGAGAAUGAGUGGCCUCAGCCAGAUGAACACAAAGAACCCCAAGAAAAUGGUCAUCAAGAGGAGAAUAACAAUGAAAUGCAGCGAAGGACUAGUGUCGUGGCAGACGAUUUGGGAGAAAAUCAAGAUGGCGAUGUAUUGGAGUCCGCUCCGGUCAUAUCUAUGGUCACCAACCAUACCAACGGAACUCUCAACCUUUGGCAGUUAACAUUCGACGACAAAUCAAAGUUUUCACAGGUGCUAUCAAUAGGCCACGCUUCAAGAGCGUCUGGCCAUAGGUUUAGGGUGAACGACAUCACUUGCCAUCCAGUAUUACCACUAUUGUUGACAACCAGUCAUCAUAAUAUUUCCGACGCGGAGCGCGGGACGCAGCGUGUUGAGGAGGCGGGUGCGGCGGGCGGACUGUGUUCGGAACUGAUCAUGUGGCGCGUUGAGUGCGUCGGCCCGCUUGCCAAGUCGGGGGGCGUGGCCGAACUCGCACGCGUCAACUCGCCACACCUCUCCGCAUUUAGUAACGUCGCCUGGUUACCAACGUUAUUGCCAAGCUCAACCUUAGGAAAUUUGUCAAAUUCGCCGUCCGCCUGUUUUGUGGCGAGCGACGGUGAAAGUCUCCGUCUCUUUCAGGCCGUUAUCGAUGCGCGAACUCUUUUGGCGGAAAUUGCUACAUCUGAGCGACGUCAUAAAGAUACAUCUCAGCAGCACGACACAAUGUCGAUGUCGUCGGGGUCUAGCGAAGGCGGGGAGGCGGAUGAGGGAGGCGUUCCUUUACAUGAGCGUAUUCGCAUAGUAUCGCAGCAGUCGACCGCGCGGCCCGGCGCCGUCAUUCAGCUGCAUGCCAUCGCAGACGCAGCACACGACUGGCACAACACCCAACUCCUGCAUGUCUUCCAGGAACAACUCAUCACAGGUGAAAGAACAACAACGGAUACCGAGAGCGCGGACUCUGGUGUUGAGGGUUCGGAUGUCAAUACCAUCACUGAAGCUGGUUUCGAAGCCAUCGUGGACUUGCGCAAGGCGGCAGUCUUCAAUGAGCCAUUCUAUAUCGUUGUGUUGGAACGCACUGACGGAGGCUCCACAGUGCAUAUGUGGAGAUUAAUGGUCUCCUCGCAAGCUGACCCAUCAGACGAUAUGACAAACAGCAUGAUGUACGUACCAGAUAGUGCUCUGGUGCAAGAGGAGGAGGGCGAGUCUCGCAAGAACUCUGUGUCAGUGGACGCGGACCGCGCGCUGCCGCAACCGCCUAUACACUCACAUCUGUCCAUCUCUACUAAGAAAGUGUGCGAAUGUCCAUUGUCAUUGCCGGACGGUGUAGAUGUGAUCCACGCGACGCCGGCCGCGGGACAUCUGAGCUCGGCCUCCAUAUACCCGGCUUGUUUAGCACCUUAUAUACUUGCCACCGCAUGCUCUGACAGCACUUUGAGGUUCUGGAAAUGUAAUGUAACUAAAAAUGAAAAUGAUGAGAUGGAGUAUGCAUGGAAGGAAUGGGAAAUGAUGAACAAAGAUCAAGAAUCAGCUAUAGACAUUCCAGGUCAGCCGUUACACAUAAGCGCGGCGUACUCGGGUCGUAUAGCGUGCGCGUACAAAUGCGGACGUUCGUUCACGCGACCGAAGGGCGGGACGAGUGCGAGCACGGACGCACGCUUCGUCAACCUGUGCGUCUGUGUUUACGAAUGUGAAAGUACCGGCGGAGCGGAAUGGCUGCUAGAAGACACGAUACCACUGCGGAAUGUCAGCCUGCCCCGCGUCGGUGUCAGUGUGGAUACACAGAUAGAUCUCUCGUAUUUACACGAUACAUCCUUCAUGCAGAAGAAACAGAGAUUGACGCAGGUUCUUCAAACACUAUCAUCUGAUGAGAGUAGGAACAAUCGUAACGGUGAAGGUGACUCGGGGAAAUCUGCGGGAUUGUUAGCUGUACCAUCAUUCAGCACACUACAAUCACUGCGACGUAGUAUAAUGGAGAAUGGCAACACAUGUCCUUUAACACAGAAGCAUCUUGUGCAACUGGACUGGGUAUCUAAAGAAGAUGGCUCACAUAUACUGACAGUAGCUGUUGGUUCUAGAGUAUUACUCUUCACGCCGGUCUCCAGUGAUCUUGCUCAGGCCAAUUUAAAGGCAAUGAAAGAAUCAAUAAACAACAACCGUCCUAUACUAAGAAAGGCAUCAUCUCUCGCUGCGCCGCUGUUCGUGGAAGAGAUCAGAUGGAUGCAGCUGCGUCGUAUAGAUCUGAAGACAGCAGAUGGUCUGCCUCCCCUGCCUAUGCAGAUUUCUUGGGUGCGCGACGGUAUUCUGGUGGUCGGCAUGGACUCAGAGAUGCAUGUUUACUCACAAUGGAAACCUGAGAACCAACAAUUACCGUCGGGACAGAUACAGGAAAUAGAGGAGGGCGGCGAGUCUCGCGCACUCCGCGACUCGGACUUGCGCGUGUCCGCACCACAUCUCCAGCGCGUCUCCUCCAUCAAUCUGCAGCUGCUGGAACGAGACGCAAGGAGAAGGAACAAAGCUCAGUCAGAUCAACCUCAACCUCUAUUGAACUACAUGCCUGACUACGGACUAUUCGAGGCAUCACAAAUGGCCUGCCCAGUUCUACCGCAGUACCAUCCCAAACAGUUGAUGGAGUUAUUGAACAGCGGGAAAAUACGAUGGGUGAAAGCUAUACUCGCACAUUUGGUCAGGUGUAUCGGAGGAUCUUACGCAAAUCGCAGUUCUCAAGGCGACGAGGACAGUCUCUCGAGACAGCGCGGCUGGUCGCGGUCGCGCACGCUGUCCGUGUCCUUCGCCGCCGGCGCAGCCUCGCCGCUAGAUGGCGUCACACAGAUUACGGAAGAUGUCCAAUUAGACUACGCGGAACUAACGUCAGUACCUCCACUGCCGCUUUGGACAUUGCUGGUAGCUGACAAGGAAUCACCUCAUCAUCCGUCCACUAUGCAAGAAGCUAAGGAUUACAACGAAUUAUUUGAAGGAACAAUGGAAACUGAAGAGGAUUUGGAUGCUCUACUACUGAGCGACGAAGAUAGAGUCGACCGCCGACCUUCGAUGCCAGAAAGACAACCGCUUUCGCAUUUCGGUCCUAGACAAGGUCGUAUCCUAUCGCGACUCCUGACACACACUCACCUGCCGGGGCUCAGCUCAUUGGACCAGAUGCAUCUCCUGGCGCUGGCUGACACAGUGUCGACGUGUGACGCUGACUUUGCAGAGCGGUUCGCCGCCAACGCACGUGUUGAUCUCGCGCAUAACAACGCACAAGACUUCGUGCCUGAUUCACUAGACGACUGUGGACUACGGUUCCUCCUGGCGAUGAAGCACUACGGAUACCUACUGCGUUGUUUGCCACUGGCCCAGCGCGCGGCGUUACAGCGCGAUGGCGUCGGCACCUGCAACCUAGUAUGGGCGUAUCACUCAGAGACACACGAGCAGCUGCUGUCUCUAGUGCCUGGGUACACUAAGGGACAGCCCAAGUGGUCCACAAUGAGGGAACUAGGUGUGGGAUGGUGGGUCCGUGGCGACCUCUUACGGACGUGCGUGGAGAAACUUGCGCGCGCGUCAUACAUGGCCAAGCAGGAGCCCAUGGACGCCGCGCUAUACUACCUCGCUAUGAAGAAACGCAUGCUGCUCUGGGGACUGUUCCGAUCAAACAGAGACGAUAGGAUGACUGCCUUUUUCGCUAACGACUUUACGGAGGAUCGUUGGCGUAAGGCGGCGUUGAAGAACGCGUUUGUGUUACUCGGCAAGCAAAGGUUCGAACACGCUGCAGCUUUCUUCCUGCUAGGGGGCGCUUUAAAAGACGCUUUGGAGGUACUGAUAACCCGUUUGGGAGAUUUACAAUUGGCAAUGGUUAUCGCACGCCUGUACGAAUCGGACAGCACGUUGCCGCCCAGUUUACAAAAAUUACUUAUGGAUGAAGUACUAGGGGGGGAGACAGAAGAUGGUGAGAUAGACUUGGAGCGAGCGCAUCCGGAUCCAUUUGUUCGUUCUAUGGCGUUGUGGGAGCUGCGUAGGUACGGUGCCGCGCUGGAUACACUCCUGCGCACCGCCGGCCGUCUCCACGCAGCGAACAACUCUGACGAGCCCGUGCCCAGCGUGUUUAACUUCUACGUAUAUUUACGCACGCAUCCAAGACUCAAGCGACACAAUUUACCCACCCAGGGUGGAACAUUAGCACUACUACAACAAGAAGCAGAGGAGGGCAUUACGCGCUUGGAGCGGCGGCUGUACUUCCAAACUGCGCACGGUCACUUCAAGGCGGGCUGUCCGGCGCUCGCUCUGGAGGUGUUGUCCAAGUUGCCCGCCAGAGUGCGCGAUGAGAAAAUAAGACAACCCGUGUCCGCUCCUUCGGUUGAAGAGACUUUCAUACAUACAGGACAGAUUGUAGAAAACACACCUGCGAAAAAGGAAGAAGAGAAUGUAGAUUGGAGUUCCUCGUCAGUAGACUGGGGCGCGCCGGUCACUACAGUUAAGAACGAUGACCUUGUUCUGUCUUGGGAUGAUGACAACGAAGACAAAGAUUCUGAGGGAUCCGGUGCUUCAACUCCGCCACUAGAAAUGAAAAUAAAUAAGCCCGAGGAACCGAUUCAGAAUGGACUUGAAGACCAGAAAGAAGAAACCCCUCCAGUUGACAUCAUGGCCCAGCAGUUGAAAUUCGUAGCUUGCUUGAAAAUCUUGAUGGAGGAGCUCAGUACACUGGCGACUGGAUUUGAAGUCGAUGGCGGUCACCUACGCUACCAGCUGUACAUUUGGCUGGAGCGCGAGGUGGAGGCGCUGCGGCGGCUGUGCGGUUACGCGGCGGCGGGCGGCGGCGCGGGCGGCGAGCUGCUGUGCGCCGACGCAGACCCGCCGCCGCUGCCUGACCGCCCCACGCUGCAUCAGCUGCUCGCUCGGGAGAAGGCCGACUUCGAGGCCAAGGUGCAGCGCGCUGUCAGGCGCCGCAAGUGGCUCAAAGCGAACGAAACGUUACUGCGUACCCUACUGUCGUACUGUUCGCUGCACGGCGCGGGCGGUGGCGGACUGGCAUCGGUGCGCAUGGAGCUGGUGCUGCUGCUGCAGGAGCUGGGGCAAGACAAGCAGCACCAGCAGCUGCUGUCACCGCUGCCCUUCCCCACCACGCUGCCGCUAUUGGCGGCCGCAGUUGCCGCCAACAACACCGUAGUCGCAGACCCUGUGCGACACUUGCAGUGCGUGGCGCACGACAUGCUGGGUACUGUGGGCGAGCUGUGCGUGCCAGGCGGAGCGGCGACGCGGCUGCUGCACACGCUGAGAGAGCUGGCCGUCGCGCUCUCCGCCUGCAUAUACCAGAGUCUUUGCGACUCCGACACCUUCAGCCUCAAGCACGCCCAUCACCACGACGGAAUGAUUGCAGAAACUCCAGGCACAUCCAAUCUUCUAGUCCGACCGAGACGGUACUCUGUUGAAGAACUGUCCGUCACUACCACUCCAAAUAAAUGGCCAGGUGUGUCCGCACUCCGUGGUCUGGCUCUACGUGCGGCGGAGGAGGAAGACUCGCCGCGACUGGCUGUGCUGCUGGCGGAGGCGUUCUGUGCGGUGUACCUCGCACUAUUGGGCUGGGCGCUGGCGGCAAGAGACGCGCACUUGCUGUAUCGUCUCGCCGCGCACACUGCGGAUGCGCGUGCGCACGCACGCCUCUUUGGGGGCGGAGUUAGGCGCUUGCUUACGACCGCACCUGCACCGCCUCAGCCGAAGUUAGUAGAGCGCGCGGAGGGCACGUCUGUAUGGUCGUCGUUGCGGGAGAAGCGCGCACUACUGCAUAUGCGGCUGCUGGGUAUGGGCCCCGCCGCGCCCAAACACAUACAGGAGGGCCGACCCACAUACAGGGAGCAAUUCGUACCACCCCAGUGUAGUAUACUCACCUUCCUGUUGACCAAGCCAACGUCGGAGCAAGAUCCUGAGAACAACGACUAUGACUCAGCGGAGUCGGGAGCAGAGGACGCCGAGGAGAGCGGCAGCGAGCCUGAAGAUGACGACAUUUUCGACACCAACACUAACAAAUCGGAGAAAAGACACAAGGGAGCGAACAUGGAGCAUUCUGACCCGGACUCGUACUCUUGGUACGUGAUGCGCGUGGCCGUGCUGCGACUUGCGCAGACCAAGCUGCAGCAGUUCCUGCAGCUGUGCGGCAUCGAGAUGUCAGAGUUGGCCACGACGAGCCCCAUGGUACACGGCGCGCUGCGGCGCGUGGACCAGUGGCAGCAGCAGCUGACUGAGGCGCUGGAGGCGCGCGCUCCGCCGUCUGACUACAUACCCGGCUGCUUCCCCGACCAGGUCACUGCCGGCCCACCCAUCAAUAAGUACAGAUGUUUGUUGGAGAAACACAACACUCCAUUUAACUCUGCAUUAUACAGCGCAGCGCCUGCCAGACGGCUUUGGAGCUAUUUAGUUAGACAGGAACAAGUUCAGGACGUGUUCAUCCGCGCGGUGUUCUCGCGACGUCGCGCGCAGUCCGUGGCGGCGGAGAGUGGUGCAGGAGGUGCGGGAGGCGCGGCGGGUGCAGGGGGUGGUGAGGCGCGCGGGGGGUGCGUGCCGCAGCCGCGUGCCGAUGAUGACCUGCACAGCCCCGUCCGCAUCAUACACAAGGAGCAGGACUCCAUCGCUGCCUUCUGCUUAAAUCGGGUGGGCGGUGGCCUGCUGGCGGUGGCGACGGCGCGCGAGGUGCAGGAGAUGGACGUGUCGCUGCUGCUGCGAGGCGGCGCCAGCUGGGCGGAGGACGAGUGCGAGGUGGACCUGCUGGCGCUGGCCGCGGACCCCGCCGCGCUGCCAGACACCGGCUUCCUCCUCAUACAGCAUCACGACAGAGCAAACAACAGUUCAGUGCCGGGUACGGGCAAUAGUUCGCCGCUGAACCCCAACGCGCCGCAGAUGCCCGUCGGCAUGGCCAGCCAGACCGGCCGCGGCGCCAGCGUGGAGCGGCGGGCAAGCGUCGCAAAGCUAACAGGUCACGAGGCGUACGUCACCACAGUGCUGAAACAUAAGAUCGACAACAUUAAACGGAUGGCUGCGCAUCCAUCACAACCUUUAUACUUGACUGGUGGUGCGGACGGGUCUGUUCAGCUGUGGGAGUGGGGCCAUCCGUCGUGUGUUUGGUCACCACGUGCGCCGGGCGCCUUCGCCAAGGUGACGCGCGUGCGUUUCUCCGACUACGGCAACAAGUUCGCAGCGGCGGACGCGGAUGGCAAUCUCGCCAUGUGGCAGCUGCACCCUGCGCCUGCGCAAGCGUACCCGCCCACAACCAACGCGCACGGACAGCCCACCGCGCACGCAUCGCCCAGACCAUUCUUUACUCAUCAGUGUCACAGUAAAGGAAUAAGUGAUUUCGUUUUCCUCGGUUCCUGUAGUUUAGUUGCCACAGCUGGGCACAGUUCGGAGAGUAAGAAUGUUGCCAUAUGGGACACGUUGAUGCCGAUCAAGAAAGCACUUGUUGUUUCGUGGACGUGUCACGAGGGCGGGGCGGCGUGCGUGUCGUGGGCGGGGUGUGCGGGCGCGCUGGUGUCGUGCGGGCGGCGCGGCGACGUGCUGGUGUGGGACCUGCGCGCGCGCGCCCCGCGGCACAAGCUGCACGCGCACCACGCACCCAUCAAGUGCGUCGCGCUCUCCCCACGCGAGGACUACUACGCGGUCGGCGCUGCCGACGGAGAUAUCAAGGUGUUCUCGUUGGCGACGCACCAGCUGCUGCAUACGUUCGCCGGCGAGCACGCCCGCAGCUCCUUCUUCAAGCACAUCGGACAGGGCGUCACGCAAAUACACAUCGAUAACUGCGGGCGCAUGUUCUCGUGCGGUGCAGAUGGCACUAUGAAGGUGCGCAAGCUGCCGGAGCGUGAUGCACCGCUGCACCAGCUGCAUCAGCUGCACCAGCCGCACUACUGACCACUGAUGUCUUAGAUUGUAGGUGGUGGUAGAUGAGAGCGGCGGGGGGCGCUCCUGUGAUGUAUUCGUUGUUGCUAUUGAAAUGUUACGCGUAUGUUGAGACGCCGUCAGACUAGUCACUGGCAGGCAGAUAUCUUUAGUGUGUUUGAAUACCUAUAUAUGAAUCUUUAGUUUUAUCUAGUACGAAAUAAUCAAUAUUUUUAUCUUAAUGUAUCUUAGAUGAAUUAUAUAAAGAAAUUAUUUAUUCAUUAGUAAAAUCCAGUUCCAUGUUAACGGAUGGCCUAAGUAUCGUACACGAUGUUCUAUUGAGAUUGCUAAAUGGUAAUGUAGAGUGCAAUAUUAUGAACGACUAGUAAAUGUUGAAGCUUCAAGUAUUUGCUACCAACUGAGUCUGUAUCACAAAUUUAACAAGUUUUAAAUUCUUCGGGAAGAAUUCCAUUAAUAAAAAAAAUAUUAAUAUACUAAUAUAAUCAACCUGCA